Molecule: messenger RNA, 2776 nt
Organism: Harpia harpyja (harpy eagle)
Lineage: Eukaryota; Metazoa; Chordata; Aves; Accipitriformes; Accipitridae
Exons: 2
Coding region: 1167-1847 (226 amino acids)
Source: RefSeq, a predicted model, not a curated record
UCAACCCCACCCCCCCCCACCCCAGUUUAUCCCAGUUUGUGCCACCCCGAGAGACUCCCCUGCCCAGAGCAGGGGGUCCCGGCAGGGAGCGGGACGGGCACCACCGGCGCUCACCGGAGCGGAGCUGCCGGUUACGUAAAGGUGCCGGCGUGUUUCCCUCCGGCCAGCAUCCAUUUCGCGGCACGCCGACCCGUCGGCAGCCCUGCGGUGAUGGCAGAGCCGCCGGCACGGCUGCUCGGUGCUCUCCCGGCGGCGUGCCGGUUGGCGCACGAUUUCGGCAGCGGCAGAGCCUGGACGCAAAGGUCAUCCCCUCGGUGAUCUUACACUUUGCCAGUCACAUGCUAAGAAUAUCCGCCACUGGCGCAGCCGGUGACGGUGGUGGCAGAGCUUGGGGGGACUCCCCCCUGCUUUAUUUGGGGGGGUUAAUUUUGGCGGGGGGGGGGGUGGGUGCUGUAAGAUGGCCGCUGGCUCCGGGAGGGGGGGAUCCCCUCAACGGUGACGAAUAAGAGCAUUAAAACCUCGUCGGAGCCGCACCUGGUGAGAGAUCCCCACCGAUCCGGUGCCGGCGGUUGCCAAACCGGCUCCGUGUGCCCGGCGGGGGGGGCUGCGUCCUUCGUCACGGCCUCCUCUUCCUCCUCGCUCCUGCGGUCACUCGUCCCCCUGUUUAAUUAUUUAUGACGAGGGCUUUGCCAGGGAUGUAAUUAAAACCGGGAGCGACCGCGGCGUCGGCCGGCAGCGUGGCUGUGCCAGGGCCUUCCCACCGUCGGGUGGGUUCGUCAGGGCCGAAGCGCUAACGAGCGGCUGUAAUUACACGCUCGCACCGAGGAGGAGCCGUCACCGUCACCGCCGCGGUUGUGGGAGCGCUCAGCUGGCGUUCGCCUCUUGUUUUGGCUCGCUUGCCGGUAUUUUUAGCACGACAGCGGCGAGGCACCGCGGGGGAAGCCGGCGGCUCACCGGGACCGUGCCGAGCCUAAACCGUAAGGGAUUUUUAGCCGGACGCGUGCCGGUGCUCGUCCCGAAGCCAUCGCAGGUAUUUUGGAGCCGGGACCCUCGUCUCGUAACCGUGCUUCGGCAGCAAUCACGGCGGGGCCGGUUUAAGGCCCGGCUGUCGCCCUCCGGGCCCGGCAGGAGGGAAAAUCCAAAACCUUUUGGAGCCGGAACAAUGGAUGUCCUGGGAAUCUUGCUGGAAUUUGGGGGGUGACACCCCCCCACCCCGGGACAGGCUGGACCCCGCUACGGUGUCCCAGCUGGGCUGGAAAGCUGCCGGCUCUGCCUGGCCGGUCGUGGAGCUCGUCCUGGAGGUGACGGCAUUCCAGCCCAGAGCGUUCCGGCCUCCCACCGGAUUUGAGGGAAGGAUUUUCACCGCGGGAGCCCGAAGCUGCCGGCAAGAGCUUUCACAUCCGUCGGGAACAGCCACGUGUCCCUUGAAUGAUCCCUGCUGUCACCAGAGACGAUGGAAAAGCAUCCGGCCUGGUUGCUGUCUGCCUCCUGACCCCCUCCGGCAGCUCCCGAUGGAUUUGGUGGUACCGUCACCCGCUCCGCCGGGCGUUUUAUGGGCGAUGCUUUUACCCGGACCACCCGCAGCGACGAAGACGGCAUCGCCUUGCGGCAAACUCCAGAAAUACGGCGCUGGCUCUUUGCUCUCGGGGGCUGCUCUUUCCCUCUGGUUUUCGGGACGGAUGGAGGAGCGGAUUGGGAUCGCUCCGGUGCCUGAAGCGCUGCUGGAAUCUCCUCCGAUGCCGCUCGCUUUGGACGGGGGCUGCCACGAAGCAUCCUGGCUCGCGUGGUGCCGUAUCUUCUUCCCCUCCUCGAGGGUCUCACCCGGCACGGCUCGGCAGCUGGUGUAAAUGCAUCUUAAACUGAUUUUUGCCCUAAACCCCAGAGAUUUCUUGAUGUAGAGAGGGAAAACCGCUCCUCUGGGAAUCCGGAUGCCACCUUUGGCUCCGGAACUUGUCCUCUGCGUGCGGGACCUGAGUCCCAUCCCGGCAAUCCGAGCCCUGGGAGCCGGUUCCCAUCGCUUUGCCGGUGGGUUUGUCUGCGUCGAUGGGUCUUCCCCAGUCUCCCUCGGCGGGCUCCGGGGUUUUGUGCUGAUCCCGCUGGUUUAACAGCGGGCUCUCGACUCUUCCAAACCUGUCGGCGCUAACCUGGCAGCUGGGGAACGUUCUGGCCUCUGGGAUCCCAUGGAGCUGGGGGAUACAGGGAACAGGGGAAGCUUCCCCCCCCCCACCUCCAUUUUGGUGUAAUUCCCCUCAUUCCCCACGGUGGGAGGCGCUGGGGGGGCUCCGUUCCCCUCUCCCCAGCUGUUUUUGGUUAUCCUGAGUCCCGUGGGGUUGGAGGGGCAGCUUACACCCCCCUUCCAGACACGGGGAAUUGGAUUCCCAUGGGAUGGAUGGAAACCAGGGGAGGAGGAGGGAAGCUGGGAUGAAGCCUUUCCCUUCCCCUCCCGUGAGAGGCAAACGAGGUCAGUCCUAAUUACAGAAGCGACGCGUCGGAUGGGACGUGUCUGGGCCAGCGCGAGAGCCGGCAGGCGCUGGUCGAGGCCGGAGCCCCUGCCUGCUCUGCCCGGCCUCCAGCUUUGCAGAAAUGCUGGCAGCCGGCGCAGGGGCUCGGCCGGCUGGAGGGAGCCGUGUGCCGGGGUGGUUUUUCGGGAGGAGCGGGGACAGCAAAGUGUCUUUCUCCGGCACCGACGGGUCCAAAUUCGCUUUACUUGCCUUCGUGUGACUCGGUUUCCCCCGUGCUGGAUCCCGCGGGAGUCUGAUGCUUUAUUUCUCCUCUU